Pieris macdunnoughi is the source of this 306-nucleotide messenger RNA. NCBI's taxonomy places the organism in Eukaryota, Metazoa, Arthropoda, Insecta, Lepidoptera, Pieridae. The record is from the annotation of a GenBank genome assembly.
AUGAUGAAAAUUAUCGUCCUCAUCUCUGCUUUGGUAGCCAUCGCAGCCGCCAAACCAGCUCUACUCAGUGCCCCAAUCGUAGCAGCCCCUGCGCCAGUGGUCACGGCUACCAGCUCGCAAUACUACCACCGUAUUAACAAUGGACUUGCCGCGUAUGUAGCUGCCCCAGCUGCCUAUGUAGCACCAGCUGCCCCUGUCGUAGCAAGCUCACCUUACGUAGCAGCCCCAUAUGUGGCAUCUCCCUAUGUAGCAUCCCCUUACGCAUCUGCCCCCUAUUUAGCCGCCCCCGCAGUAUAUGCCUAUUAA